Pezoporus occidentalis (night parrot) is the source of this 3417-nucleotide messenger RNA. RefSeq names its product kelch like family member 25 (gene KLHL25). The record is from RefSeq and is a predicted model, not a curated record. NCBI's taxonomy places the organism in Eukaryota, Metazoa, Chordata, Aves, Psittaciformes, Psittacidae. The transcript has 3 exons. Gene Ontology annotation, molecular function: protein binding. The coding region runs from base 167 to 1936 and encodes 589 amino acids.
CCGGCACCGCCCCCUGAGUCCCACGCGAGGCCGGUUCCGCCGUCGGCAGCGCUGUAGGCGGGGGGCGGCCGGGCCGCAGCGUAGCUCCGCGCUGGGCCGGCGGCUCACCGAGGGUUCGGCUUGGCCGGGCGCGGGGAGGAGGAUACACGGCAAGAGCUCUGUCAUCAUGUCAGUCAGCGUGCACGAGAACCGUAAAUCCCGGACGAGCACCGGCUCCAUGAACAUCCUGCUUUUUCACAAAGCUUCCCACCCGGACUGCGUGUUGUCGCAUCUGAACACCUUGCGGAAGCACUGCAUGUUCACCGACGUCACCCUCUGGGCAGGAAACAGGUCAUUCCCAUGUCAUCGGGCAGUGCUGGCUGCCUCCAGCAGAUACUUCGAAGCCAUGUUUAGCAAUGGGCUCCGGGAGAGCCUGGACGAUGAGGUGAACUUCCAUGACAGCCUCCACCCAGAGGUGCUGGAGCUACUGCUGGACUUCGCUUAUUCCUCUCGGAUCAUCAUCAAUGAGGAGAACGCUGAGUCCCUCCUGGAGGCUGGAGAUAUGCUGCAGUUCCAUGAUGUCCGAGAUGCAGCAGCUGAGUUCCUGGAGAAGAACCUCUACCCUUCCAACUGCCUGGGCAUGAUGCUGCUUUCAGAUGCUCACCAGUGCCGCCGGCUCUAUGAGCUCUCCUGGAGGAUGUGCCUGGUUAACUUUGAGACUGUUCACAAGAGCGAGGACUUCAACAACCUUUCCAAGGACACUCUGCUGGACCUCAUCUCCAGCGAUGAGCUGGAAAUUGAGGAUGAAGAAAAGGUCUUUAAGGCUGUCAUCCAAUGGGUAAAAUACGAUCUGGAUGAGCGGAAGGCUUAUCUCCCAGAACUUCUAAGGAACGUUCGUCUGGCCUUGCUUCCUUCUGAAUGCCUCAAGGAAGCUUUGGCUUGUGAGGACUUGAUCAUGGUGGAUGAAAGGAACAAGCUUGUCUUGGACGAAGCUAUUCAGUGCAAAAAGAAGAUCCUCCAGAACGAUGGGGUAGUCACCAGUCCCUGUGCCAGGCCUCGCAAAGCUGGGCACACCUUGCUGAUCCUGGGAGGACAGACCUUCAUGUGUGACAAGAUCUACCAAGUGGACCACAAAGCAAAGGAAAUUAUCCCCAAAGCAGACCUGCCGAGUCCACGGAAGGAGUUUAGUGCUUGUGCCAUCGGCUGCAAAGUAUACAUCACUGGAGGCAGGGGCUCGGAGAACGGGGUCUCGAAAGAUGUAUGGGUGUAUGAUACAGUUCAUGAAGAGUGGUCAAAAGCUGCCCCAAUGUUAAUAGCUCGGUUUGGACAUGGCUCAGCUGAGCUGGAAAACUGCCUGUAUGUGGUUGGUGGACACACUGCGGUAGCUGGAGUCUUCCCUGCGUCUCCUUCAGUUUCCUUGAAGCAAGUAGAGAAGUACGAUCCCAUAUCCAACAAAUGGACCAUGGUGGCUCCUUUGCGAGAUGGAGUGAGCAACGCUGCGGUGGUGAGCGCCAGGCUCAAGCUCUUUGUCUUUGGUGGGACCAGCAUUCACCGAGACAUGGUGUCCAAAGUGCAGUGCUAUGAUCCAGCUGAGAACCGGUGGAUGAUCAAAGCCGAGUGCCCACAGCCCUGGCGCUACACAGCAGCCGCUGUCCUGGGCAGCCAGAUCUUCAUCAUGGGAGGAGACACCGAGUUCACUGCAGCCUCUGCCUAUCGCUUCGACUGCGAGACGGACCAGUGGACACGCAUUGGGGACAUGACAGCCAAGCGCAUGUCGUGCCAUGCUUUGGCUUCGGGGAAUAAACUCUAUGUGGUGGGGGGUUACUUUGGCACUCAGAGGUGCAAAACGCUGGACUGCUAUGACCCUACGUCAGACACAUGGAACUGUAUCACAACAGUGCCUUACUCGCUCAUCCCCACAGCUUUUGUCAGCACCUGGAAGCACUUGCCAUCAUGAUGAGGGUCAGGGCACGGGGGCUUGUAUCCAGGAGGUCAAUAAGAUGCCACAUCCAUAUCCCCCGUCUCACUGCUGGAGCCGACACAGUGACUGAGUCCCCGCUGGUCCUCCUGCACACAACUCUGAGGAGCCUUUUGCAUUCCUUCCCAGCACCAGGAGCGGGAGGCAUCACGCCAGGGGGGCACCAAGGGCCACCCAGCCCCACCACCAGCCACGAUAUGGGGACAGCAAGGAGCCACUGGCUGCCAGGCUGGGGCUGGACACGGGCACACUCAUGGGUACCAGUGGCCUGAUGGGACUGGGGAGACAGAGGAUGUGCACCAGGCUGCAUCCCUCAGCAAGCAGCAUGGGGAGCCGUUAGGUGCGUUUUGGUACACGGUUGGGGGGGUGCAGACAUUAAUAGCUUUUAUUCAAAGGCAGUGCACUUGCCAUUGGCUGUAGUUGCUGUUUGGGUGACUGGGAAGUGUUUUUAAAGGGAAAAGAGGGUUGAAAGCACCUGGCUCCCCAUCCUUUGGCUGCUCCAUGGAGGCGAUGGCUGUUGAAACACUAAAGCGUGGGAGCUCGGGCCGGCUGCCAGCAGCGCCGGGUGCUGCAGUGAAACAGGGCAGGUGCCUUCUGCUUUGCACUUUGGGCCUUAUUAAUGUUCUUUUCUCCUCUUCCCUCCCUUCUGUCGGGGGCCGGCAGCUCCCUGCAUGCAGCUGCUGGGAAGAGCACAGAGCGUGCCAAGGCCCCGGCACCGCUGCCGAGAUAGUCACCAGAUAAACCCUGGGCUGCCUGCUUGGAGCCGGCCUGCUGAGCUCCUGUGCUCACCCAGCAGCGUGGGUGAAGGGCAAUUAGCACACGAGCAGACACAGCCUUGGGAAGGGGCAUUGUGCCUUUAGUGAGCAGAGCAGGGGAGCACCACGGGGCUGUUGGAGUGGGAAUCCUCCUUGUUCCUGCUGCACCGCACAUCCUGGCUUCAGCUCAGAGGGAUGUAAGCGUUUCUGACUGCGUGUUGCCUGCCAGCGCUUGGGCUGUAGCUGCCCCAGGUUACCCAUGAACAUUGGCUGACUCUGUUUGGGUUCAUCACUGCGAGAGCUGUCAGCCCGAGUGGUCCCUCAUUCACGCUGAUGAGGAGCGCACGUGGAUUUUGGCUGUCGAUACACGGAUGAAUCUCCCAACCAACCAGCCUGCCCCAGCAUCCCGCUUCCCUCCGCAGCAGAUCUGGUCCUGCAGAUGCUCCAGGCUUGCCUUUUGCCCCCGAAUUAGGUUGAGCUGUAGCCUGGCCAGAUGAAUGAUGCAAUGCGAUGAAAAGCCUUGACACAGCUUCAAACAACAAAGGUCUUUUUGGAGCAAGCGAGCGCUGCCAGGAAGAGCACACGUUGCGCGCAGCCAGCCUGCGAUGCUCUGAGUGACGUUUAUUUACAUUUUCCAGUCUUUGUGUUUUCUUUCUUCCUUCGGCUGCUUGUGAACUUUAAUAAAAAUGAUGAUCUGGGAAACGG